GCAACCUUUUUUUUUUUUUGGCUUCAUAUAUUAAGACAGUGAGUCCUCUGAUUGAAAUGCUCAAUCGAAUUGCUUCUGUCCGUCGAACUUUCUCUACAAUGACAAGUCAACGCUGGUCACGCCUUAUACGCUUCGAAGAUGAACAUGGCAAGACUCACUAUGGCCAACCCAUAUUGGAAAACGAGGAGCUCAAGCAGUCUGAUCUUAAGAAAGGCUUAAAGGCUCACCUUGUAGAAGGAGAUGUAUUUGGAGAGCACACAGUUACAGACAAGUCAAGAACGGUGAAAAAGUUGCUUGCGCCAGUUACCCCCAGCAUUAUUAGGUGUAUCGGUCUCAACUAUCGCCGCCAUGCUCAAGAAACUGGUUCCAAAAUACCAGUGAAACCAAUUCUAUUCAUGAAGCCUCCCUCUAGCGCAUGCGGGCCAUACGAUACUAUCCGGGUACCACAUGUGGCUCAAGACGAUAUGGUUGAUUACGAAGCUGAGCUUGCCGUCGUUAUUGGUAAAAAAUGCAGAGACAUUAGCAAAGAGCAGGCCCUUAACUAUGUUGCAGGAUACACCAUUUGCAAUGACGUGAGCUCUCGCAACUGGCAAAUGGGCCCAAAAAGUGGCGGCCAAUGGAAUUUUAGUAAAGGCUUCGACACCUUCGCACCUCUCGGCCCUAUGAUCGUUUCCAGCUCUGUGAUUACAGAUCCACAAACUCUCAAGCUUGGUACAAGAUUGGACGGCCAAUUGUUACAAGACUACACAACCUCAGACAUGAUAUUCGACGUAUCAACGAUUGUCAGCUUUUUGAGUCAAGGCACCACUCUCAUGCCUGGGGAUGUCAUAAUUACAGGAACCCCACAUGGUGUUGGCUAUACCCGUUCACCACCAGUGCUUCUCAAGCAUGGUACCAAAUGUGAAAUUUACAUAGAGCGAAUCGGUAAUAUUGUAAACCCCGUUGAGUAUGAAAGAGGUCAAUCCAAAUUGUAAGGUCAAACAUCAGAGAAAUAAAAAAAAAAAAUUUUUUUGCGACUCCACAACA
Molecule: messenger RNA, 1026 nt
Organism: Umbelopsis ramanniana AG
Lineage: Eukaryota; Fungi; Mucoromycota; Umbelopsidomycetes; Umbelopsidales; Umbelopsidaceae
Exons: 5
Coding region: 57-974 (305 amino acids)
Molecular function (GO): catalytic activity
Source: RefSeq, a predicted model, not a curated record